This is a messenger RNA of Lucilia cuprina (Australian sheep blowfly), 1666 nucleotides long. Its product is annotated as A-agglutinin anchorage subunit-like. Bases 393 to 1628 code for a protein of 411 amino acids. The transcript has 4 exons. The record is from RefSeq and is a predicted model, not a curated record. Lineage: Eukaryota; Metazoa; Arthropoda; Insecta; Diptera; Calliphoridae.
UGUUUUUGUUUCAUUCGCAUAUUUUAAAUUGAAGCAAACGGACGUUCGUCGUAUAACGCGAGUGUUCUGCUAAAAAGAAUCUAAUAAAUUAUAACAGCAGCAAAAAACUAUUAAUAAAAUAUUUUGCAUAAAUAAUUUGAGUGACUAAUUAAUGUUUAUUUUUAAUUAAACAACCUAAACAUACAAUCAAGGAGAGAAAGAAAUAAAGUGUGAAAAUAAAACACCGCAAGCAAUUUUCUUGGGUGUAAAAGAAAAAUGUUAAAAAAUUAAAACUAGAAGAAAAAAGUUUUGCAAAAACAAUUAUAAAUUGUGGAAAUUAAUAAAAACAACAGCGUGUGUAAAUAUAUUAUAAAAAACUUUGAAAUAAAAAUCAUCAUUAAGAUAUUUACAAGAUGAGUGAAUAUACUAUAGAGACUAGACGUCGAUCUAGGUCGAAAACACCAUUUUUACGUUCCAGUUGUGAUCAUGAAAAUUGUGAUCAUGUUGGCGAUGAACCACAUGUACAUCAUCAAAAGAAAAAAAUUACAUCUUUGGCACCAAAUGUUAAAACUAUUGUUGAAGAAACCGUUGAGGUAACAUCAUCAUCUACAGUGGGAAGUGGUAAAGAUAGUCCCUCUAAAAUGGCACAAACUAAAAUCAAAACAUCUGAUUACUCCAGUGAAGAAAGUCCUGAAAAUAAAAACAAAAUUAACACACGAACCACAACAACAACAUCAUCAUCCUCCUCCUCCUCAACAGCUCAAGGAUACACACAACAACAACAAAAACAAACCUUAAGCGAAACAACACGUUCAUCAACAACAACGGUUAUAACAAAAAGCAAAAAAUUGGGAGGAAGUGGUAGCGUAGCUACUUCAACACCCAAAGCCAGUAAUUUUGUUACAAGUUUUGCCUCACAAUAUGCUUCAAGAAGUGAAGGAGGAGGUGGUGGUGGUGGUAGUAGUGGCAGUUUCAAAACUGAUCACAGUAGCCAACAGCGUAGAUAUAAAGAACACACACAAAAUGUAUUAAAUGCUGAAAAGGAGCUAAGUACUAGUAAAAACAAAUCCCUAAGCGGUUUCUUGGGUAAUUCAUUUGGUGAUGGCAGUCUCAAUUUAGAUGCCAGUGAUCAUAUUGCCUAUUUGGAAUACAAAAAAGCAGGAGAAUAUUGGAAGACCACCCCUAAAACAGAUUAUACCUAUUCUGAAUUAUCACCACAUAGACGUGAAUUGGCACCCGGUAUUGUAGCCAUGCCCAACAUGUCUCGCCAGUCGUUGGAGAAUCAUCACGAACGCAUCAAUUAUAUGAUACAACGUAAUCCCGCCCAAGAAGAACAAAUCAGACGUCGUUAUGAAUCAUCCAAAUAUACACAAAACAGAAGAGCAGCUGAAAGAUUAGCUUACGAUUCUGGAGAUGAAGUUGAUUAUUCACAAUAUCAAACAUAUCGUACCAGUAGAAAUGUUUAUAAUUACAAUAACAAAUAUGAAGAAUCUUGGCUUAUGCGUUUUAUAACAACAAUUGUCACCACUCUAACGACCACCUGGUCAACAAUAACUGGCUCCAAUAGUGCUAAUGCAGGUGGUGGUGUGGGCAUGUAUACACACAGUAGUUUGUAUCAAACGAAAUUAACCGAAGAAAGGGGUAAGUGACAUUUUUUCCUUUACUAUAGACUAGGCUAUAGAAUAGA